GUGCGCAGGCGCGGACGGGAGCGCGCACCGAGGAGCCGAGGGAGGGGUCACGAACUCUGACCCCCCCCCACAUACCCAAACCCAGAAAGCUCCCUGCCCAAUUUUUUUUAAACCUCCCCCCUUCAGCUUUCUCCAACCUGUCUCUUCCCGGAGCCCCCCCGCCGCCCAGCAGCCGCUGCAGCGGGGCUGUCGUCUACGCCCGGCGAAGGACGUAGCUCGGCAGAGAAGCGCCGGACACUUGGCAAUUAAAUCAUGGCAACCAUAGAAGAAAUUGCACAUCAAAUUAUUGAACAACAGAUGGGAGAGAUUGUUACAGAGCAGCAAACUGGCCAGAAAAUCCAGAUUGUGACAGCACUUGAUCAUAAUACCCAAGGCAAACAGUUCAUUCUGACAAAUCACAGUGGCUCUACUCCAAGCAAAGUCAUUCUGGCCAGGCAAGAUUCUACUCCAGGAAAAGUUUUCCUCACAACCCCAGAUGCAACAGGUGUCAACCAGUUUAUUUUUACAACUCCUGAUUUGUCUGCACAACACCUCCAGCUCUUAACAGACAGUUCUUCCUCCGAACAAGGACCAAAUAAGGUUUUUGAUCUUUGCGUAGUAUGUGGAGACAAAGCAUCAGGGCGUCAUUAUGGAGCAGUAACUUGUGAAGGCUGCAAAGGAUUUUUUAAAAGAAGUAUCCGAAAAAAUUUAGUUUAUUCAUGUCGAGGAUCAAAGGACUGUAUUAUUAAUAAACACCAUCGAAAUCGUUGUCAAUACUGCAGGUUACAAAGAUGUAUUGCAUUUGGAAUGAAACAAGACUCUGUUCAGUGUGAAAGAAAACCCAUUGAAGUAUCAAGAGAAAAAUCUUCCAACUGUGCCGCUUCAACAGAAAAAAUCUACAUUCGAAAAGACCUUCGAAGCCCAUUAGCUGCAACUCCAACUUUUGUAACAGAUAGUGAAACUGCAAGGUCAGCAGGACUGUUAGAUUCAGGAAUGUUUGUGAAUAUUCAUCAGUCUGGCAUAAAAACUGAGUCAACUGUGCUGAUGACACCAGAUAAGGCUGAAUCAUGUCAGGGAGAUUUAAGUACAUUGGCAAGUGUGGUUACAUCAUUAGCAAACCUUGGAAAAACUAAAGAUCUUUCUUCAAAUAGAAAUGAAAUGUCUAUGAUUGAAAGCUUAAGCAAUGGUGAUACCUCUUUGUGUGAAUUUCAUCAAGAAAUGCAGACUAAUGGUGAUGUUUCAAGGGCAUUUGACACUCUUGCAAAAGCAUUGAAUCCUGGAGAGAGCACAUCCUGUCAGAGCUCAGUAGAGGGCAUGGAAGGAAACGUACAUCUAAUUGCUGGAGACUCAAGUGUAAAUUACAUCGAAAAAGAGGGGCCACUUCUCAGCGAUUCACAUGUAGCUUUCAGGCUCACCAUGCCGUCUCCUAUGCCUGAGUACCUGAAUGUGCACUACAUUGGGGAGUCUGCCUCCAGACUGCUGUUCUUAUCGAUGCACUGGGCACUUUCGAUUCCUUCCUUCCAGGCUCUAGGGCAAGAAAACAGUAUAUUAUUGGUGAAAGCCUACUGGAAUGAACUUUUUACUCUUGGUCUUGCCCAGUGCUGGCAAGUGAUGAAUGUAGCAACUAUAUUAGCAACAUUUGUCAAUUGUCUUCACAGUAGCCUUCAACAAGAUAAAAUGUCAACAGAAAGAAGAAAAUUAUUGAUGGAACAUAUCUUCAAACUACAGGAGUUUUGUAACAGCAUGGUAAAACUCUGCAUUGAUGGAUAUGAAUAUGCCUACCUGAAGGCAAUAGUACUCUUCAGUCCAGAUCAUCCAGGCCUAGAAAACAUGCAGCAGAUUGAGAAAUUUCAGGAAAAGGCUUAUGUGGAAUUCCAAGAUUAUAUAACCAAAACGUAUCCAGAUGACACCUACAGGUUGUCCAGACUACUACUCAGAUUGCCAGCUUUGAGGUUGAUGAAUGCUACUAUCACCGAAGAAUUGUUUUUCAAAGGUCUCAUUGGCAGUGUACGAAUUGACAGUGUCAUCCCACAUAUUUUAAAAAUGGAACCUGCAGAUUAUAACUCACAAAUAAUUGGUCACAGCAUUUGAAAACUGAGAUCUCAGUUUAAACUGAUUGUUCUUUCUUAGUAGAACACAAGAAGACACCAAAUUGAACUCAUUGCUUCCAGGGCAUCUGGAAGUUUUUACUUUAAAGAGUAACCAAAAACCAAGAUAUUUUUAUCUUCCUUAAGAAUUUUUGAAGUGACUGGGCAGGUAGCAGGAAUUAGAAUUUCCCUUCCUGUCUUAUUUGAGUGAGUAAAAAUACUAUGAUUUAUUCUUGGCUGAGAUGACACCUAGAGCCAUCACCUCUUUGACUGAGAUAUCUCCUUUUAUUUUAUAAAACAAAUAAGUUUCUCUUUUUUCCCC
Molecule: messenger RNA, 2388 nt
Organism: Kogia breviceps (pygmy sperm whale)
Lineage: Eukaryota; Metazoa; Chordata; Mammalia; Artiodactyla; Physeteridae
Gene: NR2C1
Product: nuclear receptor subfamily 2 group C member 1
Biological process (GO): anatomical structure development; negative regulation of transcription by RNA polymerase II; cell differentiation
Cellular component (GO): cytoplasm; nucleus
Molecular function (GO): nuclear receptor activity; transcription factor binding; zinc ion binding
Source: RefSeq, a predicted model, not a curated record